UUUCUAUGGCAUGUUUAAGUGGCGACGAGAGAAGGUCGGGGAGAACUUGAGCGGAGCAGACGACGCACUUAUCGCCCAGCGCCCCUCGCGUGCCCAGUUGGGAAUUUGGCAGUGAGCGGAGAGCAAGAGCGUGUGCCAUGUCCAAGGAAGAGUUGAAGUACCUGAGCGGCUUUGGCUCCGAGUUCGCCACCGAGGCCCUUCCAGGAGCCCUUCCCGAGGGCCAGAACAACCCGCAAGUAUGCCCUUACGGCCUCUAUGCUGAGCAGCUUUCCGGCACUGCGUUCACGGCGCCUCGUGAGACCAACAGGAGAGCCUGGUUCUACAGGAUCAGGCCCUCCGUGGUCCACAAGCCGUUCGCGCCCAUCAAGCACAAGUACCUGGACUGCAGCUUCGACAAACGGCAUCCGAAUCCCAACCAGCUGCGAUGGAACCCCUUCGACUUUCCCGCGGAGCCGACGGACUUCGUGGAGGGCCUGAGGACCGUGUGUGGCGCCGGAGACCCAACUGUGCGUCACGGCUGCAUCAUCCACAUCUACGCCUGCAACAAGUCGAUGGGAGAUUCCGCCUUCCAGAACAGCGACGGAGAUUUUCUUAUUGUUCCGCAGCAGGGAGUACUGGACAUCACCACAGAGUACGGCCGCCUUCGCGUGAGCCCCAAUGAGAUCUGUGUGGUUCAGUCGGGAAUGAGGUUCAACGUGGCUGUUCAAGGUCCUACUCGAGGGUACAUACUCGAGGUAUACGACGGCCACUUCAUCCUGCCGAAUUUGGGUCCCAUUGGUGCCAACGGCCUGGCCAACCCACGCGACUUCCUGACACCCGUUGCUUGGUACGAAGACAGGGAGGUCGCUGACUACCGCAUCAUUACCAAGUAUCAGGGCCACCUGUUCGAGGCACUCCAGGGGCAUUCGCCCUUCGACGUGGUGGCUUGGCACGGCAACUACGUCCCCUACAAGUACAACCUCAAGAACUUCAUGGUUAUCAACGCAACGGCCUUCGAUCACGCUGACCCGUCCAUCUUCACGGUGCUGACCUGCCCCAGCACGAAACCGGGCGUCGCCAUCGCCGACUUCGUCAUCUUCCCCCCGCGCUGGGCCGUUCAGGAGCACACCUUCCGCCCGCCGUACUACCAUCGUAACUGCAUGAGCGAGUUCAUGGGUCUCAUCUUCGGCAACUACGAGGCCAAGGAAGAAGGAUUCAGGCCUGGUGGCGCCUCCCUGCACUCCAUGAUGAUCCCGCACGGACCCGACGUCCAGUGCUUCGAGGGAGCCUCCAAGGGCGAACUCACGCCCGUCAGGGUAGCGGACGGCACGCAGUCGUUCAUGUUCGAGACGAGCCUGGGCCUGGCGCUGACGGAGUGGGGCGAGGACACCUGCCGCAAGGUCGACGCCAGCUACUUCGAGUGCUGGCAGGGCCUCAAGAAGAACUUUGACCCGAACUGGAAGCCUGAGAAGAAGGAGUAGUGUCGGAGCCAUGGGCGGGUCGCGAACGAGAAAUGCCGUGGAACGAAUUAGAAUUGGUAUCUAUCAGAAUCGUUAUAUUGAAAGGGGAUAUUGCAAUAUUGUUAUUCGUGGUUUAUAGUAUAGUUUUUGAAGAUUGAUGUAAAAUAAAGAGAUUGGGGAAAAGGGUGUCACAUAUGCUCAUCUUGGUGUAUGUAGGAAACACAUUAAUUUUUUGACAUGUUGUUUAAGAAAUUAAGAACAGUAAUAAACCCUACUACAUUCGAGUGUCAUUUUCACAGAUAGUCCGAGGCUUUGUAAAUUUGGAGACAAACGAAUAGAGCCAUACUUCGAUGCUUCAGAAGUUUCCGCUGAGCUGAAAAAAGUAGUGUCAGGCAUUCCUAAGAGCAAUGCCUAGUUAGUUUGGUGAUCUUAAAUCGUCAUAAAAUUCAAAAUAUGUUCUUAUGGUAUUAAGUUUAUUGGGGGUGAUGUAGCAGCAAGACAUGGGGAAGGCUGUAUAUGCUCAGUGUUUAAGGGGAACAAAGUUUGUCGUUUUGGGUACGAUGUGUUGUUGAUAUUCGGACAAAAGACAGAAACUGAUAAAUACUUUUGUA
Molecule: messenger RNA, 2050 nt
Organism: Penaeus monodon (black tiger shrimp)
Lineage: Eukaryota; Metazoa; Arthropoda; Malacostraca; Decapoda; Penaeidae
Gene: hgo
Product: homogentisate 1,2-dioxygenase-like
Exons: 10
Coding region: 138-1460 (440 amino acids)
Biological process (GO): L-phenylalanine catabolic process
Cellular component (GO): cytoplasm
Molecular function (GO): homogentisate 1,2-dioxygenase activity
Source: RefSeq, a predicted model, not a curated record